Messenger RNA from Nematostella vectensis (starlet sea anemone), 2836 nucleotides. RefSeq names its product pre-rRNA-processing protein TSR1 homolog. The record is from RefSeq and is a predicted model, not a curated record. Lineage: Eukaryota; Metazoa; Cnidaria; Anthozoa; Actiniaria; Edwardsiidae. Gene Ontology annotation, biological process: endonucleolytic cleavage of tricistronic rRNA transcript (SSU-rRNA, 5.8S rRNA, LSU-rRNA); maturation of SSU-rRNA from tricistronic rRNA transcript (SSU-rRNA, 5.8S rRNA, LSU-rRNA); ribosome biogenesis. The transcript has 24 exons. Gene Ontology annotation, cellular component: preribosome, small subunit precursor; nucleus. Bases 46 to 2469 code for a protein of 807 amino acids. Gene Ontology annotation, molecular function: U3 snoRNA binding; GTPase activity; GTP binding.
GACGGCAGCGGCUAUAUACAUGAAUAGCACGUGCUGCAAUCCAAGAUGGCGGUCGAAGGGAAUGAGGCUCAUCGCUCAGGACCUUUGAAACAGCAAAAUAAAUCGCACAAACAUGGAAAGCACCGCAGCAAGGGAACGCUUGACAAGCAAACGAAGGGUCGAGUGUGUGUAAAAUCCUUGUCAAGGAAGGGAAAGCAAGCAAUGGGAAAAGCUAAUCGAAGACACCAUGCCAAGCAAGUACGCGAAAAGAAGAGAGGAGAGAUACUGGAACAGAAAAGAAAAAUCGGCAAACAAGGAAGCCCACCUCAUGUUAUUGCUAUUCUUCCUCUGUCCUCCACAUGCAACGUGUCUUCAGCUCUUCAGCUUUUGAGAGAAUGUGAUGAGGAAGCCUCCAUUUUUCCUGCUGAUGCCUUAACAACUCUAGUGUCCCAUCAGCUGAAGAAGCGCUUCAUGUUUUUACCCUUAAAACAUGGAGACAUGUAUUCCAUUCUUGAUGCAGCAAAGGUGGCUGAUACCAUACUAUUCCUUGUGGAUGCUUCAAACCCUGUGGAUGAUCAUACCGAAAAUACCAUCUCUUGCAUUCUAGCACAGGGGCUACCAGCAACAUUCCAUGCCAUCCAGGGUUUGGAGCAGUGUCCUCCUAAAAAGCGAAAUGACAUCAAGAAAGCAAUUCAUAAGUUGGUGGAAAAACGGUUUCCCAAGGACAAACCUCAUUCUUUAGAUACAAAGCAGGAUGCUCUCACUACACUCAGGCUGGUGUCAAAUCAGCAGCAGCGCAGUAUCAGAUUCCGUGACCAGCGGCCCCAUCUUGUAGCGCAGGGCGUGGUGUUUGAACCCGAUGCCAAUGAUGUCAGCAAAGGCACUUUGAAGGUGACUGGGUUUGUCCGAGGACAGACUCUUUCAGCAAACAGACUUGUGCACCUCGCCGGGUAUGGGGAUUUCCAAAUCAGCCAGAUUGACUCUGUUGCUGACUCUUUCUCUAUCAAGAAAAGUUCUACAAAAGAUGUAGAUGCAAUGAAUCUUGAUGAAGGCCAAGACUCCAUGUCAAUGGAAGAGAAUAUCAAAGUGAUUGACAGGGCAAACCCCGCCUUCCAGGAGAGUCUUCAAUCGGAAGUGGUUCCUGACCCUAUGGAGGGAGAACAGACAUGGCCGACAGAGGAAGAACUGCAGCUUGCUGAUGAAAUAGCCACACAGUCAAGUGACACGAAGCAAAAAAGCAAGCGAGUACCAAAAGGAACAUCUGAAUACCAGGCAUCCUGGAUUAUAGAUGAAGAGAAUGAUGACGACGAUGACGACGAUGAUGAUGAUGGUGAUGGGGACGACCAUAGCGAUAUUCGUGGAUACAUCGGGGAGAUUCGAGAUGGCAGUGACUCAGAUGACAGUAUGACAGCCGAGGAGAAAGAUGAGGAGUUUGAAACGAUCAGCGUGUCUGGAGCAGAGACUGACAUCAGCAAGUACGAUGAUCGCGUUGACGUGGACGAGGAGAGAUUACAGCUGGAAAAACUUCGAGCUGCACGCGAAAAUGAGAUGUUUCCUGACGAACUGGACACACCUUUAGACACAGCAGCCCGCGUGCGCUUCCAAAAAUUUCGUGGACUGAAGAGUUUUCGGACAUCUCCGUGGGAUCCUAAGGAGAAUCUACCCAGUGAUUACGCAAGAAUAUUUCAAUUCGAAAACUUUAACAGGACGAAAAAACGUGUGUUGUCGGCGGAAGAGGACACUGAGGGUGCCAUGCCUGGAUGCUUUGUCACAGUUCACAUCGUCAAUGUCCCAAAAGCAUUUAUUGACUCAUUUGACAGCAGCAAACCACUUGUAGUAUUUGGUCUUCUUCCUCACGAACAAAAGAUGUCCGUUGUUCACUUUGUGAUCAAAAGAUUGCCAAGCUACACUGAUCCCAUCAAGUCAAAGGAGCGACUUGUGUUCCACUGCGGAUACAGACGAUUCACAGCCUGUCCCAUUUUCAGCCAGCACACCUCAGGAGAUAAACACAAGUACGAGCGCUUUCUGCCCCAAGAUGCCAUCACGGUUGCGAGUAUGUACGCGCCUAUCAUGUUCCCUCCUUGUCCUGUCAUGGUGUUCAACGCUGACCGGCAGACUGGUUCUCAUACAUUAGUCGCCACAGGCUCGCUGUACAAAGUUGACCCCAACAGAAUCAUCGCCAAGAAAAUAGUGCUCAGCGGUCACCCGUACAAAAUCAAUAAACGUUCGGCAGUUAUUCGGUACCUGUUCUUCAAUCGAGAGGAUAUCAUGUGGUUCAAGCCAGUGGAACUCUACACUAAGCAUGGGCGACGAGGGCAUAUCAAGGAACCUUUGGGCACCCACGGUCACAUGAAGUGCUCGUUUGACGGCGCCCUUAAGGCCCAAGACACUGUCUGCAUGAACCUGUACAAACGAGUAUUUCCAAAAUGGACUUAUGAGCCCGCGGUCACGUCACCGUCUGUCCAGCAGGAUGUUGCUAUGGAUACGUAACCAUGUUUAUAAUUCCGACAAAAAAAGAAGAAACAUUCGAGUUCUUCUACCGGUAUUUCCCGCGGGUCCCAGUUCCUCGCAAGCAGAGGCAGCCCAGCGAAAUUCAAAGAAAAGAAAAGAGUGUAGUUUCUGUCGAUUCCCUUAUCAAAGAAAUUUCUGAGAACCGUCGACCGAUUUGAUUUAAAAACUUGGUUACAUUUUUUGUACUCCAAAUUCUAGGCCAUGGAUUUUUAAAUCGAAAUUUCAUCAAAGUAAUUGCAAAGAAUGGAUGAAAAAAGAAAUAUUUUAAACGUUAAUCCAAAUAGCUGUCAGGAUUUCUAGGUCAUUGUUGUAAUAAAUAAAAUGCCAAUAAAAAGUAAUAAUCAUU